Messenger RNA from Heterocephalus glaber (naked mole-rat), 5475 nucleotides. RefSeq names its product zinc finger protein interacting with K protein 1 (gene Zik1). Lineage: Eukaryota; Metazoa; Chordata; Mammalia; Rodentia; Bathyergidae. The record is from RefSeq and is a predicted model, not a curated record. Gene Ontology annotation, biological process: regulation of transcription by RNA polymerase II. Gene Ontology annotation, molecular function: RNA polymerase II cis-regulatory region sequence-specific DNA binding; DNA-binding transcription factor activity.
GCCGUUGCACGGCCGGUGGGAACUACGCUACCCAGAAUGUCACGGGAAUGACGCCGAGCCAAUGAGCCUCCCAAGUAGGGGCGCUUCCGUGUUCCGGUGGAGGACGGCCGGGGCGACUUCCGGGCAGUAUCUGUGGUGCUCGUUUUCCUGGUGUCUGUGUCCAUCCCCGCCAUCCGAACGGCGAGAGCUCUUUGUCUGGCGGGAGGUGACCGGAGUGGAAGGCGCUUGGGAGGUGUUGCCUCCCCGAAUCCCUGCCAGCGGCUGGUCUGAGUGGCCCCGGCCCAUUUGUCUCCGCACAGGCGGUCCACCGAGUCCGAGGGCUGCGGUCACGGCUAGGGGCGCGGCUCAGGUUUCUAGGACUGCAGAAGUGCGCAUGGACCUCGAACAGGGUUGUGUGACUUUUGACGAUGUGGCCAUUUACUUCACAUGGGAAGAAUGGAGACUUCUUGAUGAGGCUCAGAGGCUCCUGUAUUUCAAUGUAAUGCUGCAGAACUUUGCACUUACAAGCUCACUAGGUUGUGGGCAUGGAACACAGGAUGAAGAGGCACCUUCUGAGCAGAUAGGUUCUGUAGGAGUGUCACAGGCUCAGACUUGUAAGACAGGUCCAUCCAUAAAGAAGACUUACCUUUGUGAACAGUGUGUCCCAGGUCUGCAAGACAUUUUGCACCUGGCUGAUCCAUUGGCACAGGAACCCAAGCAUGGGACAUGUAUAACACUUCACAACAAAAAACAUCACAGUACUUUAAAGAAACCCUUAAAUAGGGUCAUUGACAGUGUCUCAUAUUUGAAAUGCUACCUAUUGCACAUGUCAGGAAAGCCCUUUCCCAGUUGGGAUGUUGAGAAGGACCUUCCAGCCAUGUUGAGCCUUCUCAAGUCCCUGGCCUUUCCUAGCAGUAAGAAGCCUAACUCAGUCAUCAAAGGUGGAAAGGACAUUCAUAAUCAUAAAAGUCUUAAGUCAAGAGAAUAUGAGAAAUCUAACCACAAUCACACUGUUGUUCACCACUCAAGAUCCUCCACUGGAAAAAAGCUUUAUGAGUGCAGCAAAUGUGGGAAAGCCUUCCGUGGAAAGUACUCACUUGAUCAACACCAAAGAAUCCAUACGGGAGAAAAGCCUUGGGAGUGCAGUGAAUGUGGGAAAUUCUUUAGCCAAACCUCCCACCUGAAUGAUCAUCGGAGAAUCCACACUGGAGAAAGACCGUAUGAAUGCAAUGAAUGUGGAAAAUUAUUUAGACAAAAUUCUAGCCUCAUUGACCACCAGAAAAUUCAUACUGGAGCAAGGCCUUAUGAGUGUGACCAGUGUGGGAAAUCCUUUAGCCAAAAAGCUACCCUCAUUAAACACCAAAGAGUUCACACUGGAGAAAGACCUUACAAGUGUACUGAAUGUGGCAAUUCUUUUAGUCAAAGUGCCAUUCUUAACCAACAUCAAAGAAUCCAUACUGGAGCAAAGCCUUAUGAGUGUGGCCAGUGUGGGAAAUCCUUUAGCCAAAAAGCUACUCUUAUUAAACACCAGAGAGUUCACACUGGAGAAAGGCCCUAUAAGUGUGGUGAAUGUGGAAAAUCCUUUAGUCAAAGCUCCAUUCUUAUUCAGCAUCGGAGAAUUCAUACUGGAGCAAGGCCCUAUGAAUGUAGGCAAUGUGGAAAAUCUUUUAGUCAAAAGUCUGGCCUCAUUCAACACCAGGUAGUCCACACUGGAGAAAGACCUUAUGAGUGUGACACAUGUGGGAAUUCCUUUAGCCAGUGCUCUAGCCUCAUUCACCACCAAAAAUGUCACAACAUGUAGGGACCUUAUGAUAGAUAUAAUGUGAAGUCUUCAGCCCAGCACCUAACAUUUAGCUGUUGCACUUAGCUCUUACACAUCCACACUUGGGAAAGGCCUUCAACCUGUAGGAAAUGUCUUUUUUCAGUAUUAGGUCAAAAGAGUGCCAUUGUUAAGUGAACUACUUGCUUGAGUGUAAGACUCAUAUUUCCAAACAUCUACAGCAGUGAGAUUCCCUAUGAGUUCUAAGUAUGGGAGAGGUUUACAGGGGCUGAUAUGUACAUUGUAAACUGACUAUGGCUAUUACCAUAGUUUUAUCGCUCAGUUUCUCUGGAAAAAGCCAUCUUCUGUGACCUUCUAUAGUGCAGAAGUCACCUCAGCAUUCUAAGGAAAAUCAAAUGUGUGCUUAUUUUUUGGAGGAAGUCUUGAACAUCCUGGUCCUUUAGGAACAAUUUGCUCCCUUUUCUGGCUGAUUGAAGUACAUCUAACCCAAUUUUUACCAGUAGAAUUCAGUCUGCCCUCUGCUAGUGGCUUCUAGGAAUGACCUAGCUUUUUGGAAAAGUUUUUUAAUCAGUCUCACAUGAAAGGUUAAUUUUUCCAGCCUUCCAUUCACCAACUGGUUACUGCAUGCCUCACAUUGCUCUGGUUUAUGCACUAAUAAAUAAAUGCCUUACUGUGAAGGCUACCUUUAAUGUUAGGGUUUAGUUUACCAUGUGGGGAAGCUGGAAAGCAGACUUUAUAUUCUGUUUAUAUGAAAGGAUAGUGUUCAUGGGUGUCAACUUUUGUGCCUUCCUAUAGGGACAGAAUAACCACAAAGUAGUUUUCAUUCUGGUUUUGCUCAAGUUUGCAUUGCUGUCCAAGACAGCUUAGGGAACAUGCAAGGAUUCUGUUGUCCUAAUUUGUGGCUUAGAUACCUACACUUUUCUGUGAGACUAAAAAUCAUACUGGGAGAGGCCAGCUGUUGUGGCAAGUUGGAAUAGAAUGAAUUCGCUCUAUUGUUCCUAAAGGAUGUCUUAAUUAUGCUCAGCACAUAGAGAAGCAGCUCCUCACAGUGUUGUACAGGAAGCUGUAUUUCCUGAUGUCAACCAGCCCAUUUUUUUUUACAUCACCACAGCCAGAUAUAAACCAUAAUUCUUACAGAAAUACUGCUCGUAUCAACCUGAAGCAAACCAGAUGGAAUGUGCCUCUUGUAAAAAUGCAUCCACAAGUCUUCCAGUUACAGCCAGUGAGUAUUCACAUGACCUAGAGAUCAUUGUAUGUCCUGUCACUGAGGUCACUGUCAAGAAAUUAAAAAUUGUGUGGGUUCUUGUCUUUUUGAGUUAUUUACCCCACAACCAUUGAUGUAGAAGUGGGAAAGAGGAUGGAGAUCAUGGUGGUCUUGUAGUCCUGGGAAGUAUAGCUCUUGAGACCCAGCCACUAUUCUGUUGCAACAGUGCUCAUUGUUUGCCAGUAUUUCUCCUACACUGAAGUAGGGAUGCCCUUCCCCAUGUAUGAGAACAGAGGUACUGUUUUCAACAUUGGGUUACCAUGCCUUCUGGUUUUGAGAAAAGAAUUUAGAUUUUUCAUUUUGAAUCAUUUUAAAAUAAAACUUAUUGAUGUACAAAUGACAUGUAUAAUCUAUGGUGUGUAAUUUGAGUUGACAACUCAUGAACCCAUCAUGACAAUUAGCACAAACAUCUGUGGUUUUCCUCAUGCCCUGUUGAAAUAUCUCCCUGCCUUCCCAGGUUUGCAAGUGUUUAGUAGUUUUCAUUCACAAGAGGGUAGUUUGUGUGUGAAAUCAUAACAUGUUUACUCUUGUAGUUUUCACACUACAUGAUUAUUUUGAAAUCCAUUGCUACUCCUUAUGUUCAUCAUUGUUUUUUACUGAGUAGUAUUUAAUUCUAUGAAUAUGCCACUAUUCAGUUCUUCAUGGAUAGUUGGCUUGUUUUUUCCUAUUUUAUAGUAUUAACAAAAUAUAUGUAGUUUUAUUUCUCCUAUGCUAAUACUUUGUCUUACAUGAAUGUUUCAUUUUUUAAGUAACUGUCAAACUUAUCUAAAUUGAUGGUAUUCCUAUGAACAGUAUUCAAGGGCUGAUAAAAAUAAUAUGAUGUUUAAAUUGUUAUAGUAAAAGGCACGUUGCUCUUAAUCCCCCUCAAAAUACUUGCCUCACUUUCUGACAAUAACAAUGUCUUUUACUUUAAACACUCACCGUACUUUUUGAUCAUACCUUUCUACCAGCACUCCUGUUUCUGUGCUUCCUCUCUCUCCUUCUCCCUCUCAUCCCCCUGUGUAGUUUAGCCUGCUCUAGAACUCAUUAUGUAGCCCAGGCUGGCCUCAAGCUCACAGUGAUCCUCCUGAGUACUGGGAUUACAGGCAUAUGCUACCAUGACUGGCUGAUUCUCUAUAGUCUUGGUGUGGUUAGUUUAAUUUGAACUGUUUGUGUAGGUAAAUAUCACUGUAAUUUUAUUGUUAUUAUCUGAUGUUUCAUGGUUUUGAGCAUAUUUUCAUGUUUAUUUACUGCCUGUUUAUCCUCUUUGGAAAAAAUUGUUAGUACCCUUUGCUAUUUUUUUUUUUUUUUUUUUGGUACCGGGGAUUGAACUUGGGUCCUUGUGCUUGCCCAGCAGGCGGUGAAACCACUGAGCUAAAUCCUUGGCCCACCCCCCCUUUGCUAUUUUUAAAUGGAUUUUGAUCAUGUUCUUUUUUAUUGAUACAUAGACAUAAGAAAAAUAUAUAUUGGAACCUCACUCAUUCCAUAGCAGUUAUGGUCUUCUUUGCUAAAUGGGAAGGUUUUUUGGGAUUUUAAAAAUUUCUUCUUUUUUGAGUACUGCAAAAGUUUUGUUGUUGUUUUUAUUUUGUUUUUGGUUUUGGUACUGGGUAUCGAACUCGGGACCUUACACUUGCGAGGCAGGUGGUGGAACCACUGAGCUAAAUCCCGGGCCCCCAAAAUUAUUUUCUUAAUUUAAAAAAUCUGUUCACAGUGUAACAAUCAUACUGUAUAUUUUAAGCAUUGCCUGUGUUAACUUAUUCUCUACCUUUUUCUUAAUUCUAGCCAUUAACAAGCAAGCCCUGGUUUUUGUAUUUCUCAGUUACACUGGUAAAAUAUUCCCACCAUAGUCAGUUUCAGGCUGCCAAAAUAAUGCCAUUGAACAUGGAGUUGGGAAGAGACAUAUAGUAGUACACAUAUUUUAUUCUCAUCAUAUUGACACAGUAGUCACAAGUAACUUCAAGGACAUACAUGUAUAAAAGAGUAAAUUAGGAAGUGACAACUUUUGAGUAUUAGCUUUGAUUUAAAGGUAGCAUUAAUAAACUCUAGUUGCCUUAUGAUAAAGUAUACAUAUCUAAAAUAUGAUUUCUGUUUUGAUAUAUGUGCUUAAAACCAGAAGUUACCCCAUGCCUUUUAAAUCCAUUCCUCUUAAUAUAAAAUUGGUACAAGGAUAAUAUUCUACCUUUUCUAGUGGAUAUUUCCAAAAAUAUGCACAAAUGGGAAGGACUAUGAGGAGGAGCUAUGAACACUUCUCAUCUUGCAUUUUGUCAGUCAUUUUGUUGCUGCUCUUGCUUCAGUGGUCUUCACACACAUUACUGGAUUCUUUGAUUUGUAAUCCCCACAUCUUGUAAUUCAUUGUCACAUCUCUUCAAAAUGUGUUUUCACAAAAAAAAUGUUUUCACAAUAUCAAAAAUUUUCAUAACCAUUAUAAUUUUAUUAAAAAUGUUCAAAGCACAAAUAUCAGUGCUAUAUCCUC